AGAGAUGUCGUUCGCUGCCUUCGGGCGAUUUUCUACCAAGUUCACUGUCCUGAGUACCUGUAUAAAAGUAAAGACACCCGACUGGUGUUGAACUUUUCGUAGAAAUAUUCUACUGCUUUUGUCUGAUAUGAAGUUUUUAUCUUGUUUACUUCUCCUUCCUAUCGUUCUCCAUGUAGUCGAGUCAGGUGUUAUACCCUUACACAAGAGAUCCGCUUUUUAUAUCGCUAACGAAACAGCUUGUGUUGUGGAUGGAAUUGUUUACUACAACGGAGAUCGCAUUCCGACUGAUAACCCAUGCGAAUCGUGCAGAUGUCGUCCUCCUGGAUUUGCGUGCGUUUUACACGAAUGUGAAAUAAAGCAUGGAUGCAAAGCAAUCAGAAGAGAAGGAGAAUGUUGCCCGGAUUAUUUAUGCGGUUGCGAGCAUAAUGGGCAACUGUAUAGAAACGGAGACGAAAUAAGAGAUCCACAGAAUCCGUGUUAUAAAUGUCAUUGCCAAGGUAAUUCUAUCGCUUGCGCAUUCGCAGAAUGUGUAUUCCGACGUGACUGUAUGCCCCGUUUUGUAACUGGUGAAUGUUGUCCUCGUUAUGAUCAUUGUCCUCUUCCAGGUAAAAUACAUUUACAUUUUAAUGAUCUGGCGUUCUGUACUUCCUCGUUAUUUUGCAAAUAUAUAUUAAAAUAUAUGCAUUAAUACUUAUUUUAGCUGUUAAAACUGAAUCUUCUA
Molecule: messenger RNA, 721 nt
Organism: Centruroides sculpturatus (bark scorpion)
Lineage: Eukaryota; Metazoa; Arthropoda; Arachnida; Scorpiones; Buthidae
Product: kielin/chordin-like protein
Exons: 5
Coding region: 128-688 (186 amino acids)
Molecular function (GO): protein binding
Source: RefSeq, a predicted model, not a curated record